AUGCUCCCGCCCCGCCGGCGCGCGCGAGCCCUUGCGGCCCCCGCCCCCGCGCCGCCCUCGGGCCGCUUCCCCGGCGUCGCCGUCUACCUGGCCGAGCGCAGGAUGGGCCGCAGCCGCCGGGCCUUCCUCACGCGCCUGGCCCGGUCCAAAGGCUUCCGCGUCCUCGACGCCUUCAGCUCUGAGGUGACCCACGUGGUGAUGGAGCAGACCUCGGCAGAGGAGGCCAUCUGCUGGCAGGAGCAUGUAGCUACUACUUGUCCAGAUGGCCCCCACCCUGCUCUGCUGGACAUCACCUGGUUCACAGAGAGCAUGGAAGCUGGGCAGCCUGUCCCUGUGGAGUUCCGGCAUCGCCUAGAGGUGGCUGAGCCCAGGAAGGGGCCCCUGAGCCCAGAGUGGAUUCCAUCCUAUGCCUGUCAGCGCCCCACGCCUCUCACACAUCACAACACUACCCUCUCGGAGGCCCUGGAUAUACUGGCAGAGGCAGCAGUCUUUGAAGGCAGUGAGGGUCGCUGCCUCUCCUUCCAAAGAGCAUCUGCAGUGCUCAGGGCCCUCCCCUCCCCUGUCACAUCCCUGAGGCAGCUGCAGGGGCUACCCUACUUUGGAGAACAUUCUUUAAGGGUGGUCCGGGAGCUGCUGGAACAUGGGGCAUGUGAGGAGGUGGAGAAAAUUCGCUGCUCAGAGAGGUACCAGACCAUGAAGCUCUUCACCCAGAUCUUUGGGGUGGGGGUGAAGACUGCUAACCGGUGGUACCUUGAAGGGCUUCGAACCCUAGAUGAGCUCCGAGAACAGCCCCAGAGACUGACCCAGCAGCAGAAAGCAGGACUGCAGCACCACCAGGAUCUGAGCACCCCAGUUGGGCGGUCUGAUGCUGAGGCCCUGCAGGAGCUGGUGGAGGCAGCCGUGGGACAGAUCCUGCCUGGGGCCACUGUCACACUCACCGGUGGCUUCCGGAGAGGGAAGAUGCUGGGCCAUGAUGUGGACUUCCUCAUCACCCACCCUGAGCAGGGCCAGGAGGUAGGGCUGCUGCCCAGACUACUGCACCACCUGCAGAGCCAGGGCCUUGUCCUGUAUCACCAGCACCAUCCCAGCCACUUGGGGGACCUCACAUACCUGGCCCAGCAGAAACACACCAUGGAUGCCUUUGAGAGAAGUUUCUGCAUUUUCCGCCUGCCUCAACCUCCAGGGGCUGCUGAGGGAGUCCUGGAGUCCUGGAGUGCCUGGAAAGCCGUGAGGGUAGAUCUGGUGGUUGCCCCCAGCAGUCAGUUCCCUUUUGCUCUCCUUGGCUGGACUGGCUCUCAGCUUUUUGAGCGGGAGCUGCGCCGUUUCAGCCGCAAGGAGAAAGGACUAUGUCUGAACAGCCAUGGGCUGUUUGACCCAGAGAAGAAGACGAUUUUCCAUGUUGCUUCUGAGGAAGAUAUCUUCCGACACCUGGGCCUUGAGUACCUUCCCCCUGAGCAGAGAAACGCCUGAUCCUGUGGUGUCCCCACCCCCACUGAUUCAUUUUGCAAAAUUAAUUUAGCCACCACUGGUGGAGCUCCUGCCUAGCAUACACAAGGCUCUGAGUUCAAACUCCAGCACUGCAUCAUCAUCAUCAUCAUCAUCAUCAUUUACUAUGUAGGUUAUUUUUCUUGGACUCUGAAUUUUCCGUUGAUCUCUGUGUCAUCUUAUGCUGAUACUAUACUGGUUUUGUGUGUGUGUCCUGCCUGUGCAUCUCUUCAUCUGGUGCUCCAGAAUCUGUGGGUCAGAACUGUCACAUCACAUUAUGUUUAGCUGGGCCAAUGUUUCCAUUACUGGUGUGGUCACAAGACAAAAGGUAGCCCAUGACAUCAGGAACACAGCUUCAGACAAAAUGGAUAGGGAGAUGGGAGGCCUGCAUGGGGCUGCUGGGAAAGAUGGGUUCUACCUGUCAGCCUCAGUGGCUUCUUUGGCCUGCAAAAAGUUCUCUCAAAUCUGUAUGUGAGGAUUCUUGGUCUGCAAGGGGCAGAAGGGGUAGGUGUGUGUAUAGAGGGCUUCUUGUGAAAUCAGGCCACACCUACCAAUCACCCUUUGCUGUUACCUGAGGCAUAGCAGGGGGUUAUGUUCUCCGAUCCCAAAUGUGGAAGUCCUGGGCUCAACUUCUUGUUGCCUAUCCUGUGGAUUGGCCCAUUUCUGGGUGUUCUGCUAUGUUUACUAUGCACAUGACAAUCCCCAGGACUCCAUCCUAGCCCUAGAGGUGGAGGCCCAUCAGAGCUAUAAAUUCUACUGUCUUUCCCAAGUGAGGUUUAACAGAACCCAAAGGAGGGAACCCAUACUGCCUGUGGGUUGUUCUGGAAGCCAAGCGUGGUUUGUGCCUUUGCCCCUGCUGUUGCUUUGGUGGUGUUUCCUACCAGGGCAGAUAUUUUUUUCCCAAAAGGAUGGCUCUGAGUCUGCUUUCUGGCUCUGCCACAGUGAUCUUUCAUUUGCCCAUCGAGGGGCCUUGCUCCCAGUUACUUCCAUCCCUGCAAGGUCCUUGUGCAGAGGGAAGGAGCAGAAGGCCAGGAAAAGAUCUGGAUGCAUGAGUGUGACCCCCCACACCCCAGCCAUGUGUAAUUCUCUGCCAGGCUAACUAGAACAAAGUCCCCAGAAGAUCUGCCUGGCAACAAACAUUAAGCACAUACACAAUUGUAUGCAACACAUGCCCUGAAGACAGUACACACAUGCAUACAACAUAUGUGCUGCAGGCUCUUAAUGCAGACACUUAGGCACCCUUAAACACAGUCUCACAGAGCUAUGUACGUGGGACACACACACACUCACUCCUUGGCUUCCCUCUGUAACAGUUUCCUUACUGUGUUAAGAGUGACCAAGAGGCCAGGUAUGGUGGUACCUGCUUCUAAUCUCAGCACUCUGCAGGUGGAGGCAGGAAGAUCACAAGUGAGACAUUCAAAGAAGUGACCAAAAUAGGGGCUGGAAUUUUGUUUUGUUUUUGAUUAGUCAUGGAG
Molecule: messenger RNA, 2960 nt
Organism: Dipodomys spectabilis (banner-tailed kangaroo rat)
Lineage: Eukaryota; Metazoa; Chordata; Mammalia; Rodentia; Heteromyidae
Gene: Polm
Product: DNA polymerase mu
Exons: 12
Coding region: 1-1470 (489 amino acids)
Biological process (GO): double-strand break repair via nonhomologous end joining
Cellular component (GO): nucleus
Molecular function (GO): DNA binding; DNA-directed DNA polymerase activity
Source: RefSeq, a predicted model, not a curated record